Molecule: messenger RNA, 1361 nt
Organism: Kockovaella imperatae
Lineage: Eukaryota; Fungi; Basidiomycota; Tremellomycetes; Tremellales; Cuniculitremaceae
Product: TfdA family taurine dioxygenase
Exons: 8
Coding region: 174-1250 (358 amino acids)
Cellular component (GO): cytoplasm
Molecular function (GO): 2-oxoglutarate-dependent dioxygenase activity
Source: RefSeq, a predicted model, not a curated record
CUUAUCAGGUGGCAAAUACUUGGGAAAAUGAGCAUUGAUCACGCAACAGCAGCUGGCAGUGUGGCGUCAUCGGUCACAGAUCGCUGGCGGAGACCCCUCCCGCUGCACGAUUCAACUCAGUCAUCAGCUCUGCUCAACAGCUGCCCCUCAUCCCUCAAGCUACAGCACAAACCAUGACCACAGUCACAGAAACGCUCUCCUCCCUCACCAAGGGCUCGCUCUCACUCAAGACUUCGCCUGUCCCGCUCAAGAGUCAUGGCACGUUGAACAUCUUCGAGUCCUUCAAUUCGACACCCACGAUUGGAACCGAGUUCAGAGGUGUCCAGCUGUCAGCAUUGCUCAACGCCACGGACAGGGAUGCUCUCUUGCGCGACCUUGCAGUGUUGGUGUCUGAGCGCGGCGUCGCCUUCUUUCGCAACCAGGAUAUCACCGCUGAGCAGGAGAAACAGCUUGUACAGAAGCUUGGAGAGUUGACAGGCAAACCUUCGACUUCAACCCUGCACAUACAUCCUACCACGGAAGACACCUCGCCUAAAGGCGAUCAGAUCUCCAUAAUCACUAGCGCCAGACGAUUCGAGUACGCGUAUGGAGACCGCUCCAAGCUUGCCUCGACCGGCUGGCAUUCCGACAUCACCUUUGAACCUGCUCCGAGCGACUAUGCGAUCUUGAAGAUACACACUGCGCCCGAGACAGGCGGAGGCGAUACUCUUUGGGCGAGCGGAUACGAAGUUUAUUCUAGGCUGUCACCCGAAUUCGCCAAGUAUCUUGAGGGUCUCCAAGCCCUGCACGAAGGCACUGUUUUCAAGGACGCAGUCGGUGCCUACGGGAUCGACUUGCGAACUGGUCAGCGAGGAAGUCCGUUGAACCACGGGGAUUCGCUGAGAGCCGUCCAUCCUGUCAUCCGCGUCAAUCCAGUGACAGGGUGGAAGUCUGUGUUCGUCAAUCAAGAGUUCACCAAGCGGAUAUUGGGGGUCACCAAGGACGAAUCGGAUCUGCUUCUGGGAUAUCUAUUCAAACUCGUCAAGGAGAACCACGACCUGCAGGUGCGCUUCUCAUGGUCCACCAAAAAUGAGGAGGGCCGAGGAGACGUGGCCAUCUGGGACAAUAGGAGCAACUUCCAUACCGCCACAUUCGACUAUGGCAAACAACUGCGAGUCGGCGACCGCGCAGUGUCUGUCGGUGAAGUCCCCUACUUCUCCUCCGAUGGGAAGGAGAGACGAGAAGCCCUGGGCCUCCCUUCCUGGCAUUGAGGAGGCCAGCGCGAUGUGGAAGAGACCAGUCCUUAGGUAGCGCUUUGAUGUAUCAUACUUGCAAAAUCGUAUUGUCGCUGGACGCGACUCGCUUUUUUUCCCCGAAACGAG